AUGGUGACACGUGGACCUCUAAGGAUGACACUGCAACGGGUACGUGUCGACGUGCUGGGUGAACCGUUCUGUGCAUGGCACGAAACGCUAUGCAAAUGCAAUCCACUUGGCGUGGCACGAUCGCCGAGGCGUCUGUUUGAUUCAUCCAAUCAGCAAUCACCUACGACGAGGCUGAGGAUACUCCUCUACGCUGCGUACCGUACGAGCGGUUCUUUUACAAACCAGUCGUCAAAAUCAACGGUUUAA
Molecule: messenger RNA, 246 nt
Organism: Prunus armeniaca (apricot)
Lineage: Eukaryota; Viridiplantae; Streptophyta; Magnoliopsida; Rosales; Rosaceae
Source: the annotation of a GenBank genome assembly